AUGUCCGACAUUGACCAAACACGCAACGCUGGGCAAAGCCCAAAAUCGGCUGCGUCCCGAGGCACUUCACCUCACAACGCAAACAAUGUCACAACGCAAAUCACGCCAGCACUAGAUGCUGAAGAGCUCAGCGGAGAUGACCUUUCUGUCAGAGGCGAGAGCGUCGCAUCAUCAAGCACCAGUGUGACCAGCUCCGUUCUCCAGUAUCGGACAGAGAAUGGGCGAACAUACCAUGGCUAUAAAGAUGGCAAAUAUCUCAUGCCCAACGAUGACAGGGAAAACGAACGAUUGGAUAUUCAACAUAAUAUGUUCAUCCUCACCUUCGACAACCAAUUGGGACGUGCCCCAGUGAACGCGAAAGACACCAGUAUCAAGGUCGGUCGGGUACUUGAUGUUGGUACAGGGACCGGUAUUUGGGCAAUGGACUUUGCAGAUGAACAUGCAGAGUCAGAGGUCCUUGGUGUUGACCUUUCACCCAUUCAAUCAGCAUGCGUUCCUCCCAAUGUGACAUUCGAGAUUGACGAUAUCGAGGAGCCGUGGACUUUCUCGCAACCCUUCGAUUACAUUCACAGUCGCUUAAUGACAUCAACCAUUGGUAAUUGGCAGGAGUAUAUCCAGAAAUGUUUCGACAACCUGAACCCUAACGGAUAUCUUGAGCUCAAUGAGGUCGACCUGUACUGCAAGUCAGAUGAUGGUACACUUGCCGACGAUGCCGCCCUAAAUAGGUUCUCGAAGCUGUGGGGCGAAGCGGCUGUCAUGUUUGGGCAUGCAUUCCAGGACAACACCACUCUGAAAGACCUCAUGGCCGACGCCGGGUUUGUAGACAUUAACGUGAAGGUAUUCAAGUGGCCUUCCAACCCGUGGCCUCGGGACAGGAAACACAAAGAGCUUGGGUAUUGGAACCUCGAUAACUCUGUUGCUGGGCUCGAAGGUUUCAUGCUAGGUGCGUUAACGAGAGCCCAUAACUGGACCAAAGAAGAGGUUACAGUCUUUGCAAUGGAAGUCCGAAACGAGAUGAAGAACCCGCGCAUUCACUCGUACCAGACUUUGUAA
Messenger RNA from Colletotrichum paranaense, 1053 nucleotides. RefSeq lists its product as uncharacterized. NCBI's taxonomy places the organism in Eukaryota, Fungi, Ascomycota, Sordariomycetes, Glomerellales, Glomerellaceae. Gene Ontology annotation, molecular function: methyltransferase activity. The record is from RefSeq and is a predicted model, not a curated record. Bases 1 to 1053 code for a protein of 350 amino acids. The transcript has 8 exons.